CCAGCAACUUCCGGUUCGAAAAAAAUGAUGGCUGCUGAUGUUUUUGUUUCAUGAGAGUGAGAGUGAUUAAAUAACAAUUGUUCAUUAUGGCUUCAAAAGAAGAUCGUACAAAGAGACUCGAAGCUGGAAAAGAAAAGGUAUUUAUAUAUUGUUAAGACUGUUAAUAACAGUUUUUGGAAUCGAGGGGUAACUCUUCCAGACACACAGUCUAAUUCACCAACAAUCGAUUUCUUUCUCUUAGUAAUCAGUACUCUCAAGUAGCCUCAGUCUCAGAAGUCGGCUCAGUUCAGAGUUCAAAGCAGGUCACUGAGAGACUGAAAAGUGGGUCAGAUUUAAGGGACAGUCAAUUCCAAGAUAAAAUCUGUCCAAAUUACUAGACAAAACGGGAAUACCACUGUUACCCAUCUCAAGAGAACUAGGCCUAAGUUCUAACCUAAGAACUCUUCUUAAUAGUAAUAUUAGUAAUUUAAUAUUCUUAGUCUCCUCACACUGACUCUAUCAAGACCAGAUCUGUCCGACUCUCAGCUGGAUCAGGGGGCUGAUUUUAAAUGGCUUUAACCCAUUUGAUAUGUUUCACCGCAGUGUGCGCCAACCCGAUUUCGACUAAAUACGUUAUCGCCGCACAUUCACAGUGCAUAAUCACUGGUUAGUUUCAUUCCUUUAGUGUUUGAGCUUUUACAGUGAAAUAUUUUAUUUAUAGCUUUCUAAACUUUUAUCACAAGAGUUUCAACUUCCUCUCCGUGAAUUUUCUAUAGAAUUGAACCACUAUUAUUUGCUAGUUUUUCACGUUCUAAAAAUUGUUAACAAACAUCAGCUGAUUGAAGUGGCUUCGACAAGUGGUACUAAUACUAAUAUUAGGUGUGCUCGCUUAAAAUUUAGAUAUAUGACUGCCGAAGAAGCAAGCCGAUUAAUUAGCUUGGAUGAUUCAUUGGACUCGAAUGAAAACAAUGAUGGGAGUGAGGAUUUGGAUGAUAGAUUGCUGUUUGAUUGUGGCGAUGAGGAAUAUAUUCCUCCAGCCACAAAGAGACCAUUAUUAUGCAAGGGGAAAUGAAAAGUGAAAGGAAAAUAUGGCAUCACAUCUUUUUCACCCACUGGACCUAGACAGUUACAGUAGGCUUAGCUCAUAAUGUAAUGCAUAGGUCUAACUCUUAUCUGACUACAGAGUCUGAGUGGUCAGAAGUUAUAACUGGACAAACUGAAAACAAUUUUCGAUUUCACCCACUUAGAACUCCUGGAGUUAUUCCCAUGUUACAAAAUAUUGAAAAUCCUACUCCUAUUGAAAUCUUCAAUGCAUUAUUUGAUGAUAACGUAAAGGAUUACAUUGUUGAAUCAGUAAAUGCUUAUGCCAAAAGAAAAGUACAAGUUAACACACCUGCACUUAGAUGCUCUAUAUUUAGCAGAUGGAAGGACAUUUCUAGACAUGAACUUGAUAAGUUCAUAGCCGUUUUGAUUUAUAUGGGCUUGUAUAAAAGGCUAUCUCUUGUGGAUUAUUGGUCUAUGUCGGCUGAAUUCCAUAUCCCUUAGAUGCACCAUGUAUUUAACAGACAGAGGUUUCAGGACAUUUAUCACUCCAUGCUAUACUGUGGCGAUGAAAAAUCCGAAAGCAAAUAUAACAUUAAACCUUUUAUGAAGUUACUCCUGAAUAAGUUCAGAAAUGCAUUUUACCCCUUUCAUGAACUAGAUGUAGAUGAAAUGGUAAUAGCAGACCUGUUUACCCCCAAACUCUUAAAAUCCUACAAUAUCAUCACAAAACCGUUCAAUACAUUAUCUUAAUGGUAAAAAAUAAACAUACCAUAUGUAUAACUUAUUCACCUUAAAAUCGUUAAUUGUACGCUAAAAUUGUAAGCAUAAACAGGUCUGUAAUAGGCUAUAAGAGCAGGUGGGAGUUUAAACAAUACAAUGCCAGUAAGCCUAGCAAGUACCACAGAAACAUUUGGUAUGUGCGAUUCCUCCACUGGUUAUGUUGUAGACAUUUUGACAUAUUUUGAUGCAAAUACUUAAUGUAACCCAGAAGUGGAUAAAAAUGGAAGACAACCUUUCUAUUUUUUUUCGUAUUUUGCUUCAACAUAUGGGAACUGGUCACAAAAUUUUUGCAGACAGAUACUACAUCUCCAGAAAACUCAUAGACUAUCUCCUUGCUAAAAGUCAUUAUUAUACAGGAACUCUAAACAUUAACUGUGUUGGCUUUCCACUGGAGGUAAAGUCUUUAUCUUUACAACACAAAGAAAUGAAAUGGUAUCUGAACAACACAAAAAGCAUGCUUUGUGUUGCAUUCAGAGAUAAAAAGGCCAAAAAGAAUGUAAUACUAAUGUCAACUGAUGCAAGAGUACAUACUACCGAAACCAAGAAAAUGGACAAACCUGAAAUGAUCCAUAUUUACAAAAAAAAAUGAAAGGCUGUGAUAAGCUAGAUCAGAAAGUCACCCAGGUCAAUUCCUACAUUUCGUUUUCAUUAUGCAAAGCAGCAGAUCAAAACCGAAUGAGUCUGAAGGACUAUAAACUUACAUUGAUUCGUCAGCUAACUGGGAAUGAGGCAUUUGAUCCAAUGGUAAGAACACCAGGAAAGGGCCCAGAGACAGGAUGCCUUGAAAGGACAAAUGAAUCACAACACAUUAUUGAUUACUACGAACAUGACUGAUCUUGUGCCUAUUGCUCUACUGCUACAAAAUGGAUACUCACACACUUUUAUUGCACUGGUUAUGAGGCCAAACCUCAUCUUCAUCCUAAAGGAUGCUUUUUAAUUUUUUAAUGUUUUUUCUAUAAUAAAAAAAACUAUUUAAUAAUAAAAUUGUGGUAUUUUCCCACAAGUUCACAAUAUGGGACAAAAAAUGGCGGAAGAUGCUGGUACUUAGGAAAUAUUCAAUUAUUACCAGUAUUUACAACAAAAUAUUUUUUAUUUGAAUUAUUUAUAUUCUGGAUGAGCCUAUACUGCUAUUGGGUAUAUUUCUCUUUAUGCUUUAGGGUAAGAAGUAUUAAUAACACGGAUAAUUUUCUGUUGAGAUGUCAUUUGCAGCCCUCAGUUCCCAGAAUUUUUUUUUUUGGCCCACGUAGUUAAAAAGAUUGGACAGCAUUGCCUAGGCUAUAAUCAAGUUUGAUAAAAAGAAAAAAAGUUAAAAUUAGUAUUAGAUAAGGCUGAGUAAUCUUGUCUUAUUAUUGUCCUAUUUUUAGUAUUUCAACAAUUGUGAUUGGGAUUAAAAACAUAAUUAAAAGUAAAAGAUAGUCUGAAGACAAUAAUAAUAAACAACUUAUUUUAUAAUUUAAUUUUGGGUCUAACUGAAAGAUCAGUUUUGUUAGUGUCUCAUCAUUUCUAUUUUGAAAUUAUAAAUCAUCAUUAAUGACAUGAAUCAUACCGUAAACUAUUACAAUGGGUCCUACUAAUAACUAAUACAUAUACCUAAGCCUAAACCUAAAAUUAACACUGGUAGGCUUUGCCCAUUUUGAAUAAAGAACUCAUCUAAAUAAAUGAGGCCAUGACAUCAUUCAAGGCAUCAAGGGUAAUUGCUGGUUAUCAGUUUAAGUUGCCUAAAUUGGGGUAGCAUCAUAAUGACUUUAUAUCUAAAUUCAUGUUAACCUUCUUGAGAUGGCUGGGGAAAAAGACUAAGGGCCAAUCCAUCAGCCUCAUAAUACAAGCCUUGAGAUUGACUGGCUGGUAGCUGGUCAUGGUACUAGCUAAUCAGAUUGUUUCUGACAUUUCUUGCUCAUCUUGCCAUUUUAAUGAUUGCUUCUGGCAUUGUUUGCUCAUCUCUCCAUUUUAAUGGUGGCUUCCAUUUAUAAUUUACAGUGUUCUUGUUCUGUCAUUUUAUAUCCUGUUUUGUGCAUAGUGAUUCCUUUAAAUAUUUAUAAAAUAUAUGAUCUUGAAUUAUGCGAAAAGGCAUAAGCACCCUCUUUGGAAUAUUUAUGCAGUUUUUUUUACAUUAAGUCUCUCAUUCAAUUGUUUAAUUCUUAUUUAGGCUUUAACAAUCAGAAUAUUCAAGGUGUAAAAAAAUAUAUAUCUGGCAUAAAUGUUGAGAUUUCAGUUUCAUUCAUAAAGAUCUUAUUGUUUCAUUCAAUUUCCAAGAAUAUUUAUAGAUUUAUAUUUGUAAAGUAAUAACUUCAUUGUUAAUAAACAAUAUUUUUUUUUGCAAAGUGAGUGCAGGAUUUGUGAAAAUGCCUUUGUCUUCUUGGCCCAGAGAGUCCAAAAAGGCUCCAUCUCCAGAGGUUUAAUAGACCUACUAACUUGAAUGUAGAGGCUUACAUUAUAAUUAUAACAAUCAGAUGAAAAAGGACAUCGCGUUUGUUAAAUCUUUUAUUCUAAAAUAAUGCAAAUGAAUGAUUCGCCUAAUAUGAAAAAGUUAAUUUUAAAAUUCCUUAAAUAAUUUAAUUUUUGAGUGUGUUGAAGCUAAAUGAAAGAUUUAUUCUUAUUUAAUAAUUGCAUUUAUCAUGGAAUUUGAUUUGACUGAAGAAAUUUAUUUUUAAUCAAUUUCAGUGAAAAAUGUGUUUAAUAGUAUCUUCAGAAUAUCAAAUAUUCAGAUAAUCCCACACUCAAUCAGAAAGGUUGCGUUAAGGAAGUUAAUGCAUAUGAUACAAUUUAUUUGUACCUCAUGCUCAUAUGGUGCUUAAUAUUAUGAACAGUAAUCAUUCAUCAAUUUUUUUGUCGUUUCAAAUUUGAUUUUACCUGGCUUGUGCGACAGGUAUUGGAAUUGCCAUGUGAAUUGCUUAUAAUAAUAAUAUUAAAAAUAAGAUAGGGUGGUUCAUAUAACCGAUGUUUGGGAAACUGCAGAAAGUUCAAAACUCUGCUGCUAGGCUUGUUCUUAAGGCAAAAAAGCGCGAUCACGUCACUUCACUACUCCACUCACUACAUUGGCUCCCUAUACAGGCACGCAUUGACUACAAGCUGUCUGUUCUCUGUCACAACUUUUUCUCAGAUUCCUGCCCUUCCUAUCUAACUGAACUUCUUUCUGUCUAUUCACCCCUUCGACAACUUCGCUCCUCCGCAGACUCGCGUAUUCUGUCCGUUCCCAAGACACGCACUAAAUUAUAUGGUGAACGAUCUUUCUCUUUCUGCGCCCCCAAACAAUGGAAUUCUUUGCCACUACACAUCCGCAAUAUACCAACCAUACAGGCCUUCAAAACUGCAUCUAUUUAAACUAUACUACCCUGACUGAUUCCCCUCCUAUAAACCGAUAAACGUACAUGGGUUUCCUUGUAAAAAUGUCUGGUGUGAGUGGAUGAAUAUACCUCUGGUUUUGUUUUGCUUAUAUGUUGUUUUUAUUUCAUUUAUGUAUUUUAUUUUAAUAUUAUGAUUAUGCCUCUUUGCUAUAUAUGUACAGCGGGGUGAGCCCAGCCCUAGGCUGGGGUACCGCGCUAUAUAAGACCACUUAUUAUUAUUAUUAUUAUUAUUAUAAUCAGCAGUUUUAAGAUUGACGCUCGCUGUAUUAGUGAAAACAUUAAAAUAAAAAAUUGUUUAUUGUUUUCUUAAUGUAAUUCAAAACAACUGCAGCUGCCAAUGACUUUUCUUUUCUGUUUCAGUUAGCAGCUUUCCGAAACAAAAAAGCCAAAAGCAAAAGAAAACAUUCUGAUAAUGCUCUGGACCAAAAUAUGCAACAACUACAAAAUUUAUCAUCUGAUCAAAUGUUUAAUGUCAGAGAAGACAAUUCUCCAACAGAAACUCUUUCUUCAACUGAUGUAAGAAAAUUAUCUGCAUUUUCUUUAAACCUUUCAUUUAAAAGAUUGCAUUUCAUUAACCAAAGUCAUAUUUAUUGUUAUUUGAAGUUUUAUUUACUAAUGUUAUAAUCCUAUUAUAAUUCCAAGUUAUUAUAAGUUAAUUUUAAUAAUGUUUCAUCAUCUUAAUUUAAGAUCUAUUGAUUAACUAGUUGCCAGAAUUUAUCUUUUAGUGUUAAUGUUGCUUUUUUGUGCACCACUUAAUAAUGAUUGCACUGAUAAGUAAAUAAGUUGAUAAAUCAGUCUUUGAUUAUUUAUGAUGUAAUUAUGUAGUGCUUAGAGAAUUUUUAUUGUAGCUAAUUAUAGGUUAUUCAAAAUAAUACGUAAUUAAAAUCAAUAUCAGGGAAAAAGAAAUUUGAAAAAUAAGCACUUUGAUAGAAAUAUCAUAAGAAUAUCAUAAAAUGGUGAGUGUUACAGUUUCUUCUUUAUGACCUUUGGGAGUAAACCUAAAUAAAUUUGAUCUUGCAUCUCGGAUUCUGGAUCAUUUGUUUAAUGCACUACAUUUUAAAUAUUAGAUUAGGUUAUUCCAUCAUGCACACAUGAUUUAAAUUCUCAUCCUAAGACUGUAUUAAUCUGGAGAACAACACUUGAAAGCUAAAGAUGUUUAAAAUAUAUACCAAAAGAAAAGGGAAUUAAAAAUAAAAAUAAUAAAAUGAGUUGGUUAGGCCAUAUCAUAGCUUUUUAGUAUUAAAAUUAUGGGUAAAAAGUUGUAUGUAUGAUAGCAUGCCUAGAAAUGCAUAAAUAUAUUUACAUAGAUGCUAAUAAAUCAUCUGUGAAACUAUUAAAAUUAUCUAGUUUUGUGACUAACAUGUGGUUACAUUUCUAAUAUCCAAAUGCUUAUAAGCCAAAUUAAUAAAUGAAAAGGCAGUUUUCAUUAAAAUGGCAGAUAACAGUUUAUCUGCAGAUGUGCAACUCUAACACUGUUUAUUCUCCUCUAUUACUUUGUUCAUCUAAAUACUUAGCGCUAAAGAAAAGCAGAAGAUAUAAAAAUUAUUUGUUUGAUGAGUUAAUGUAACAUUGAUAUUGAUUGCUGUUUUCCAAUAAAAUAAGAAUAAAAACCUACUUGAAAGGUUUUUAAUUUAAGGCUUAUCACUACCUUUCAAAGUUAGAUACCAGUACUCCUAUCUGCAACUAACAUAAUGACGUGUUCUAAUUGCAUUUGUUGUUGUUUUUUUGUUUUUAGAAAUUAAACAAUACCAAAAACAGGAGCUGAUUUGUGUGGUGCUAAAUGUAAAGAACAAAUGUGUUUAUGAAGAAAAAAAGGAAACAUGACAUGAUGUAUAAAAGAAAAGAAAAAGAUUGUCCAGAAAAAUAAAUAUAUAAGUCAAAGAGUAGGGGAAAACCUGAAUGACAAAAACAGAAAGUGAAUGUUUCGGCCAAAAGCCCUCAGCAGCAAAACAGUUAAAGACAGAGACAAACACUCAUAGAUAUGUUCAUCAACAACAUUUUCUACAUUUUAGAAGCUCAUCACCUGUUAUUGGCAUUGUCAUCUUUUUAACAACUUUUUUGCAUUUUGCAUGCUUUAAAUUAUUUGUUUAUCUUGAGUGCAGAGUGAUGAAUAUUCAACAACUAGUGAAGAUGAAUGCACACAAGAGGUUGGUUGAUGCAUCUUAUGCUUGUCAAAAAUAAAAAAAAUAAGUGUAUUCAGUUAUUUACAAUGAAACCAGUACAAGACUACAGUAAUUCAGUAACUUAAACAUUUUUAGACAUCCCUGUAGUUACUAACUGAACACAGUAACAGAGUAAUAACCUCAAUAUAUGUAUAAUAAUUUUCAUGUUAAUUUAUUGUCUUAUAAGAUUAAUAUGAAGAGUAAAUCUAUUUUAUAUUUUAGAUAUGUCGGAAAUUCAAAAUCAGAACUAAUAAAAGCUUAUGAAAUUUUUAAUCCCAAAAAUUAAAAUUGAAAAUUUAACCAUCACAUUAAGAAAUAAUAAAUUGCUUAUGUAGAGUCCACCUCAUUAUAUUUAGAGUGAGUGUGUGUUAUUUUACUUAACGGCUUGAUGACACCUUACUGUCUUAAUUGAAGAGCUCCUUAAAUUGUAGUGUACCGCCUUAAUUUGCACCCUUUAAUUGCUGUCAUAUUUUUAAGGAGUAUCUUUGAAAAUUAUAAAUAUAAUAAUUGAAACUGUUAUGUUAUGUAAGUCUAUAAGGGAAAACAUUUUUUUUUUACAGGGAACAAAUUGGAGUGUCUCCCCUCACACCCAGAUAAGAAUCUCAGAGCUGGAAGGAGCAAUGCAAGAAAAGCAGCUGGACUUAGAUAUUGACUUUGGGGAUUCUUUACAAUGGAAUAAUGUAAGUAAAGUCUUUUUUUAACACUGAGUGGAGUUUGCAGGGACACAUAAUUAUUUUUAUUAUUUCUUUAGCUAAUUAAUUUUUCAUAUGCUUGACUUUUUAAUGGUGGGUAAAAUGCCUGUCCACAGUAAGUUCUUCUUAUCAGAAGGGGAUACAAGUCAUAAAAAUAUUUGCUCUGCAGAUCUCAGAACGUAAGAUGAUUAUUACAAGAAUAUAAAUAUAUAGUAAUUUUACCAGUGAAGUAAAUAGCUAUUUCCAUCAAUUAAAUAUUUUAGACUCCAGCUAAUCAAAACUCAUUUCUCUUUGAAAUGAAAAGAACUUGUUCCUUAAUGUUUGGGAGGAAAAUGUGUUAAGACAUCUAAAGGGGAUUCAUUUGCAUAUUUUAAAAAUGCAAUGCAGUUCAAUAGGUUAUCUCUCUUAGCAUUAGUUUUUUAGACAGACAAACUAUAGAAAUUAUGUCAUUUAAAUAUGUACAAUUAUGUUUUUGUGUAUUGCCAGAAUGGUAAUGAAAAUCUGAGGUAUUAAUUAAUUUUUUCCAUUUUUAUAUUUGUCAGUUUUCUGAAGUUGAGUCGGCCCUGUCACAGAGAAAUGAACUUUUAAGCCAACUCACUCAGUCACUUCAAUCAUCACUGGGACACCCAACACUGACAGAUGAUUUUAUGACACAAGUCUGCUCUCUUGCAGAGCACAUCUGCACACUACAGGCCCAGCUACAUCAAGUAAGUUUCUUUAUCACGUUUGCACAUGUUCGUUUCUUCUUUUUUUCUCUUUUAUGAAGCUUCUAAAAAAAAUUUGUUGAAAUAAACAAGUUGACUUCUUAAAAAAAAAAUCAUUGUCUAUUCUUAAACUAUAUUAUUUGUAGGGAUAGACUGAUGAUUUGAAAUUGUUUUUCAUAAAACCCUGGUAAUAUACUAAAGUAACUCUAGUUUCAAUUAGAUUACACUCUUUAAAAUAUUAGAUUGAAAUUUUAAAAAAUAUUUUAUAUUACUGAGAAGUGGCUUGGCAUUGGAUUUAUGGGGUUCCAAUUUCUUUUGUUUUGAAUAAAUCCUGUAGAAAAUCUUUACUUAAAAUUUUUUUAAAAACACCUUGCUUUCUGAUCAAUAUAUUAAAGAAUAAAAAAAGAAGAGAUGCUAUUAUUCUAAGUAAAGUAUUAAAGCAUCUUUCACAUGCACACUGCAUUUUCUUUUAACAAAUUGAGAGAAAAUGGAUUGAUUUGGCUUUAGUAACAAACUUCUUACAUUACUAUAUUGGUUCUCCAUUACUGCAAUCUGCACUUAUGUUACCUAUUGAAUUUACUCACAUUAGCGGUGAAAUAUUGUGGUACCGAUAAUGCAAAUUUUGUUUAGUGACCUUAAAAGACUGCCGUUACUUAAAAUUUGUUUGACCUCGACCAUUAAGAAAUUUAUAGCUGCCAGUUUUGCAUCAGGGCUUUUCUAUGAGCAUUUAGUGUGGCUCUAAGCUUUAAAGUUUGAUGGUUGCCUUAACUUAUUGAUGAUGCAUAACAAAAAAUAGUGUUGAACCAGAAAAUGGCUGCUCUUGGUGUUAUUUUGAAAGUCUAAUAAAAGAAGCAGAAUGCAAGUUUUCAAAGGUGAUUAAAAAAAAAAAUUCUCUUCAUUUAAUAAGACUAAUUCAAUAACAGCAGCAUGGUGGCAGUUGGGCUUUCUAACUUUUAAAAUCUAACCAGUGGAACUCAGUUAACAUUUUGAGGCCUACCCCAUAAUAUUUAUAUUGGAGUAAAAGAAUAUCAUAGAUAGUAAUGAAUAUUUCCUGCCCAUGAAAAAGUAUCAAAUUAUGAAUAACAUUUAUGCAGUUUACUAAAUGCAUUCCCUGUAGCAACCUUUUCAUAAUCAUCUUCUAACAAAUUAAGGUCUGCAAAAAUUGUUGUGCACAAGAAACAUGUUUUUUAUCUCUUUAUUUGUAAGAUGGGUGUAGUAGUAUAAAAAUAUGUGCAUGUCAUAGAAAUAUUAAGCAGAAUAGAAUAGGCCAGGCCUGCACAGCUCAAAAUGUAAGGCGGGCCGUAAUACUUUAUGAAAACUUCUGCGGGGCGUAAUACUUUAUGAAAAACUUGUGUGGGCCGAAAGAUAAUAGGACAGGGGCGAAAGCUAUUAAGAAAAUAAUAAUAAAGAAUAUUUUGUUACUUCGCGGGCCGCCAUGUGGGUGCUGGCUGGCAGUAUGUUGUACAGGCCUGGAAUAGACCAAUAUUUUUCUUAACCACAGAUUUUUUUAAUCAUUGAAAUUCAACUUAAAAUUUCCUUAAAAUUAUUAAAACACAUAAUGACUCCCUUUAUGCUCCUUAAAAAUAUUGAUGAGCGCAGAAGAAUUUCCAUAAUUUUUAAGGUAUAGAGGUUAUUGAUACCCAGGCUAAUGGAGCUCCCAAAGUAGAAGUGUGAUGUUUAAGUAGAUCAUUAAAGCAAUAUGUUGCAUCUAUAGGCUGAUUAAUUGGGAUUAAGGGAUGGAGCGCACUGAUAGCAUAGAAUUUAAGUGCAGAUUAGUGUUUAAACAUUUUAAGAAUGGCUGUAAUUAAGCAUUUACAGUUUAACAAAACUGAAAUUCCACCUAUGCAUAUGUACAUGUCAUGAUUUUCCUUUAGUUUUAACAAUCUUGAGCUGGUGUAUUUCAGAUAAUGCCAAUAUCAUUUUUCCAUAUCUUUUUCAAUGUGCUUGAGGUUUUUCUGUUCAAACCAAGAAAAAUAAAAAAUAUUACAGUAAAAAAAAACCUGAAUUUUGAUUAAAGAAGAGUUUUAAGUUAAAGAUUUUAGCUGCGUUGCUCAGCAUGUGAUGUAUUAUACCAGAUGAUUUCAUUGCUGCGAUGACAAAACAUAUUUAUGCAUACACAUUUCCACAUAUCUUAUUUUUUUCUAGUGGCUGCAAGAUGUAAAUUGUGAUUGGUGCUUAACUAAUUCUUAUAUAUAUAAGUAUUUAUUUAAAUGAAAGUUAAUUUUUAUGAUGGUUUAUAUGAAGUAUUAACAGCCGUAAAUGUUUCUUUGGCUUGAUUUAAUUGUAUUUAUAUAAUAUUGACCUUAGUUAUUUGUUAGAAAAUCAACAUACUUUAUUGAAUAAAUUGCACAUUUAAAAAUGCUCUUUUUCUGUAUAAUUUUUAUAAACCUCACACAUAAGUAAUUUAAUCACACUAACUGACCUAUUCCUUUCUUGACCAGGCUGACGAGGAUCUCCAGGAGCAGCUGAUCCUGCGUGAAUCCUCCAUGAUAUCAUUACAGGCAGCCAAGGCACAGAUACUGCAGCUUCAGGUUAUUAUCACACACAAAGACAAAGAAAUAACAUCCAUGACACAAUUGUUGCGGGCCAGCAAUGGUGCCCUUGAUGCUAACGGACUCAAAGACGAGCACAUCAGUCAUAUCCAGCAGCUUCUCGAACAACAGACAGGGCAGCUACUUGCAUACCAGACACAGCUUGAGGCUAAAGAGGUCGAGUUGAAUCUUUUAAAAGAGGAAUGGUUUACUAAAGAGCAUGAGCUGAUCACAUCUCUCAGUGCAGGCUCUGAAGAAUUAUCAUCAUUGAAGAAAUCUCAAGAUUCUUGGAAACUGGAAACUAAUAAACUACAGGAAAAGUGCUUGCAUCUCCAAUCUGCUCUUGAUGAGAAGGAGUCUGCUGAUAUAAGGCUUCAAGAACUGGAGCAUCAGUUAGAAGAGCUCAGAACCACUCAUGAGAUAGAUUCUAAGGAAAUAGCUGCUUUACGACAAAAGAACCAGGAUCAUUCUGAAUGUCUUUCAUCACAUCAGUCAUUGCAAAUCAGUUAUGAGACUGUUAUGAAGCAGCAUUCAGAUUGUCUUCUGCAGUUGGAGCAUUUCAAAGAAUUAAGUUCUGAUCUCCAGGAAAAGUUGCAUUCCUUAAGCCUGGUGGAAGAUGAGCUUUCAGCUCUGAAGCAGCAGUUUGACAUCCUCAAUGCGAGUUACUUGAAUGAAGUAGACAAGUGUUCCCAUCUGGAACACAGACUUUCAGAGUUGAGCACGACAUCCUCGGCUGAACAAAGCUCAUUGAAAAAUACAAUUAAUGAACUUGGCAUGGAGAUUUCUAAACUUCAGACUGCUUUAUACAGUUCCAAGGAUCUUAAUGGGGAUAACUAUUUGGAAAGUCACAGUGGUCAUUUGGUUGUCAAAGGGCAAGAUCUGUCUGAAUUCCAGGCAAAUUUAAAUGUUAAUGCUAGUUGUACAGAAGUUGACAUGCUUAGUCACCAGGUUGAUGAACAAAAACAUACACAUGCCGAGGGCCAUUUCCUUGAUCAAUGUGCCCAAGAAAAUGUUGACGAGAAGAUUUAUUUGAGGGGAGUAAUUGAUGAUUUAUCUGCUAGGCUUGAGGAAAAGGAAUCAGAAAGUCACCAGAACAUGGCAAAAUUGACACUAUUACAAAAUGAUGUGCUCUCUGCUCAGCACAUCCAUGGUGUUGAAUUGUCAGAGAAAGACUUUUACCUUGAGCAAAUGCAUGGAAAACUAGAAGAAUUGUAUUCAGAAAGAGACCUUUUGACUGCCACUGUAAAAGCUCUUGAGCUGAAAUUAAAACAGCAGUCAUUUGAGAGAAGCUCCACUGAAUCUUCCCUUGUGGAAGACAGGGGUGCUGUGUGGCAGGCGGUUGUAUUUGGAGACAGUCCUGAGAACUGUGGAAUGGAACAAGGAGGAGCAUUUAUUGUGGAAGACAAAUCACCCAGCUGUGAAGUUUUGGAAAAUAAAAACCAGAUUUCCCCAUCUCAACAGGGCUCACUGCAGCCAUCUGAAGCAGAUGGUGAACAUCUCAGUGAGGUGGACAAACUGAAAGAAGAUUUUGGGUAUCUGUCAUUGCAAGUCAAAACUCUUCAGAUGGCUCUGAACACAACCACAUCAGAAUUGGCCAUAACUAAAGAAUCUCUAGAGACUGUCACGGCGCAGUUGGUCACCAAGGCAAGCUCUGAUCAUCUUGAAGAAGGCCAGCUAGAGACAACAAAAAGCUAUGAAGAUCCAGCUGUGAGUUUGAAAUUGGUGAGUCUCCAGCUGGAAGAGAAGGAGGUGGCUCAGCUUGAACUUCAGUCCCAGUUAGAAACGACAGUAUCUCAGUGGCAAAAGCUCCAGCUCAUUGUGCAGGAAAAGGAAAUUGAUAUCCAGAAUCUCCAGGAGAAUUUAGAGGAACAAAAGAGGAUAAGUUCUACCAUGGUCAGGGCCCACCAAGAAGAGGGGGACUCACUCCGUUCGGUAAUUGAUUCUCUUAAAUCCCAGCAAGAAAGUGAUUGCUCACAAAUUUCCAACCUGGAAAAUGAAAUAUUCAGCAUCAUGACAGAGAGGGACAUUGUGAAAAGUAAAUUAUUGGAAUUAGAGGCUAUAAUAACUGAAAGAGAUAUAGAAUUGAAGAGCCUAAAAGAAAUUAUAUUUAACAAUACAGUGGAAAUUGAUGAUUUGAAGAGCAACAUUUCUGUGAAAGAAUCUGCUCUUAAUGAAAGUCAGACAAAACUUGUUGCUGUUGAAAUGGAGGUCUGUGACCUUAGGAGCACUCUGUUAACAAGGCAAUCGGAAAUGCAAAGUGUUGUGAGAGAGCAAGACAGAUUUCAGAGAGCCUACUCAGAGAACUUCUCUAGACCAGCAGGAUACAGUGAAUCUCAAAAUGGGGAAGACAUGGGCAGAAUUAGUGAAAAAGAUGAAGAAAUCAAUAUCCUUAAAAGCCUUGAUGCCAAAAAUCAAACAGUAAUAGACGAGUUAAGCCACAGCCAAGCAGAGAGUAAAACCCUCGUUAGCCUUUUAAGAAAUGAGCUGUCCCUUAAAGAGAAAGAAUUGGAUGGACACAAACUGAAGUUAAGUGAACUAGAGUCAACGUUGUGUAGUGUUCAAAGUAAACUAAUGGAGCUGGAAGGGGAAGGGAAAGAGCACAAAACAAAACUAGAUGAAACUGAGGUAGAGUCUGUGAGUUUAAAAAAGAAACAUUGUGCCCAAACACUGAAACUAAAAGCUUCGAAAAAGGUCAUAGCACAAAAGGAAGAAAAAAUUGCCAAAAUGGACAGUCUUUUAUCUGAAAAGGAGGAAGAAAUUCUUAACUUGUUCAAGAAUUGCACAGAUAAAGAUGAAGAAAUUUCAAACCUACUUAAGAAAGUCACUGAUAAAGAGGAAACAAUUUCAAACUUACACAGAAAUGCUACUGAGAAAGAUGAAGAAAUUUCUAACUUGCUCAAAAUUGUCACAGAGAAUGAUGAAGAAAUUUCAAAAUUUCUUAAAAUCAUCACAGAGAAGGAUGAAGAAAUCACAGAUUUGAAUCGAAGCAUAAGCAAUACAAAUUACAACACAUCAGAUAUGAGUAAAAGUAUAGCUGAAAAAGAUGAGCACAUAGAAAGAUUAAACAGGGAGCUGAAUGAAAAAAAUGGAGAAGCCACAGGUAUUUUAGAAAGACUUGCUAAAAGAGAAGACGAAAUCAAUGAACUGACCCGAAGUGUAACACUUAAAGAAGAAGACAUUGCUGGUAUGAGUCUUGUUAUUACUGAAAAAGUAGUUGAGGUGACAGAUCUGAAGGAGAGGUUAUCAAAGAAAGAUGCCGAGUUUGAUAACCUGUGGAAAGUUGUUGGAGAAACAGAAAAAACCACUGCUGAAUUAAGUACACAGUUAACAGAAAAGGAUGCAGAGUUGGCAAACAUUGUGCAGGCUUCAGACAAAAGGGAAGAAACUCUCUCUGAAUUGAGAAAACAACUCUUGUUAAAAGAGGAUGAAAUUGAAAGAUUACACAAUACUAUGGAGGAGAGGGAAAAUUCAGAAUGUGAGUUAAGAAAGGAGUUGUCUCAAAAGGAAGAAGGGAUGGCCAGUUGGGUGGGGAUGGUUGGGGAGAAAGAGGAGGCACUCUCUGUGAUGAGCAGAGAGUUGAUAAGUGGACGUGAGGAAAGGGCCAAUCUGCUCAAGAGUGUUGCUGAAAAAGAUGAUGAAAUUUUGAAUCUGAACAAAGUACUGAUAGAGAAGGAGAAACUAUUAGAUGAAAAUCACCUGGCAUUUGUUAAACAAGAAGAUAAAAUUGCUGAGUUGCAGAGAAUUUUAAAAGAAAAAGCAGAAGAAAUGUCGAAUUUGUUUGUGAAUGCCACUGACAAAGAUGUGAUUGAUGAAUUGCGCACAAGUUUAAGCCACUGCGAUGCUACAGUUAUUAAAUUGACCCAAAAUUUAAAAGUAAAAGAUGUGGAAGUUAAUGAACUACAGAUGAAUUUAAUCCAUAGAGAUGCUACAAUUAUUGAACUGACCCAAAAUUUAAAAGUAAAAGAUGAGGAUGUUAAUGAACUGCAGAUGAAUUUAAGCCACAGAAAUGCUAUAAUUAUAGAAUUAAACAAAACCUUAAAAGUAAAAGAUGAGGAAGUUAGUGAACUGCAGAUCAAUUUAAGUCAUGAACUAAAUAAAGUUGAUGAAUUAACCCAACAUUUAACCCAUAAGGAUGAAGAAAUCAUUGAACUGCACACAAGUUUAUCCCAAAAAAGUUAUGAAAUUUCUAAUGCGCUGCAAAAUGUCUCAGGGAAUGAAGACGAUAUUGCUGGUCUGCUCAAGAAUUUAAAUGACAGGGAUAUGGAGAUUACAAGUCUUAACAAAAUGCUCUUAGAAAAAGAUGCCAGUAUUUAUGAUCUGAAUAGGACAGCAACAGAAAAUGAUGAGAAAAUAGCUGAGCUGGAUCAAAAACUAACACUGGCGGUUAAAGAAAUCACAAGUAUGAACCAAGUUUUGUCUGAAAAAGAAGCACUGCUAGGCAUAUUGAGUAAAAAAGUAUCUGAGAAGGAAGAGGAAGUGUCAUCCUUGCAUGAUAUGUUGACACAUAAAGUUGAGGAGAUUGCAACAUUACACAGAAAUAUAUUAGAUAAAGAUGAUGAAUUUGCAAACAUCGGAGCUGAAAGAGAUUAUCAGGUAACACAGUUAAAAAUAAAGCUGGCAGAAAUAGAGGAAGAGCUUUCACAAUCACAGAAAAAUAUUUCAUUGAAUGAAGAGGUGUUAACUGAUUUGAUGAAAAAGCUAAAUGAAAAAGAAGAUAACAUUUUUAAAAUGGGUCAAGUCAUCACCAAACAGGAACAAGAUCUGUCUGAUUUACAGCAACAGUUGAAUGAAAAGGAGACAGAAUUUGAAACUAGGUACCAUGAUGUCACAGGUGAACACCUUCAAAAUCUCCAAGACAAAGAUGUUCAGAUUUCUGAAUUAAACAGAAUGUUAACUGAAAAAGACCAAGAGGUUACCAAAUUGCUUCAAAAUGUCCAAGACAAAGACAUUCAGGUCAGUGAAUUAAACUUAAAGCUGCUAGAAAAAGACCAAGAAAUAACAAAAGUGCUUCAGAAUUUCCAAGACAAAGACAUUGAGUAUACUGAAAUAAAUAGAAAGUUAACUGAGAAAGACCAGGAGAUUUCUGAACUACUUCAGAAUGCUGAAGAUAAAGAAAUUCAGAUUGGUGAAUUAAACAGAAAGUUAACUGAGAAAGACCAAGA
Molecule: messenger RNA, 16398 nt
Organism: Lymnaea stagnalis (great pond snail)
Lineage: Eukaryota; Metazoa; Mollusca; Gastropoda; Lymnaeidae
Source: the annotation of a GenBank genome assembly